UGCACUCUUCCAAAGUCGGGUCUCACCUAGCCUUUCAUAUCCGGAUCUGGCUAGUCUUGCUCCCUCGCCCGCUUCUGGCCAAUCAGACACAGUGCCCAGUCUGUGGUGGGUCUUCCCAUCUCAUAGAAGAGGGGCACACGGACCGCAUUAACUGAAUAAGUGUCAAACAUGGCUUCGAAUCACGUGCACCUCGAUAACUUCCACACGCAGCAAGCAGGGAGCCGCAAUAGUGACAGUAACACACCUCAGCUAUAUUCCAACACUCAAGAUCUCGCUGGCUACACGAAUUUUUAUGGCGAUGCUCCAUACACUGUCAGCUACAACCUUCCUGAUAGCCAGCCUGCUGCAGCACAUGGCCAUACCAAUGUCCAGCUUCACUCUUGGCAGCAGCAGCAGCAUCAACAACCACAUCAACAACCUCCGGGCCAGCAGCAACACUAUUCCCAAAAUGCUAUCAAUCCAGCUUUUAAUAACCAGGCUCUUUACGGGCGAUCCUUCUCCAACAGUCCUGUACCAUACCGGGAAGGAAUAGCUAACGAUGCACGUCGUGGGUUCGCGCAACCAACCGUGGAUCCAUCUCUAGUCUCCGGAUCUGCUCACACCAACUAUGGUCUACCAAUAUCGUCUUACUCUCAGUUACCUCCGCAUGGUUCCAUUGCCCCAUCUGUUUUGCAAGCACACAAUACAUAUGCCAGCAGUGCCUCGACCCCUCCUGUAGCAUAUCAGCAGCCUAUAAACGGCGUGCAGCCUUAUCAGCUCUCUUCGGGAUCAUCUCAUGGGCAAGGCGUCAAUGGUGUUCAGUUGCGAACAGAUUUCGACAAACCUCCGCGUGCUAAAGUGCAUGGAAUGUUUCUAAUCAUUGAUGAUAAAGAACUUGAGAAGGCUACUGGUACUGUGAGCCUUGACGAGUUUGUUCACAUAGGCAACGAACCAGUGGAGCUCAAUGUUACCAGAACUACGAUCCCGCAAUACGUACCACGAAAGUCAAGAAAAGAGCUCAAGUUGCUAGCUUCUGGUAAUAAAAGUCUGUUGGACAGGAUCACUAGAAGACCUGCAAAGCAGUCCAAGAGCAGCAACGCCAGAGUUCGUAUUUCACCUCAUUCCUCGGCCCUGUCACGAAAGUCGACAGGAUCACCGAUAGAGUUAAGUGACGCCAGCGAUUCAAGUUCGGAUGGAUCCUAUGACGAUUCGUCAGACGACGAAGAGACAUCACCUUUGCCGGGCACCCGCCCCUCAGGAGCACUUGAUUCGGUCCGGUACGACACGAUCAAGGCCGUCUGGUUGUCGCGAAGAGACGGAGCACAGGCGGAACGAAUUCGGACCGCUUUAGGCGAUUAUUGGGACUUGAUUAGAACUAUAAAAGAUCGUUGGAAAAAGGAUAGUGAUGCCGUGAAGGAAGCGGAGGAAAAGAAGAGAUUGGGCGAAAUUGAUCUACUCAAAGACCGCGUUCAAAUUCAACGGGGAAUGCUCGAGAUGGCUUUGAGAAGCGCGCUAGAAAACGGCCACCCUGAAGUGAUUCGACUUCUCGGUCAGAACAAAGCAUUUCUUUUCGUUUGCUAUUCAUUUCUGGCAGAGCGAGUAAAGGAGAAGGACUACACUAGCUCACUUGGUAACACUAUCAUUGAGAUGCUCACCUCCACUACUUCCUUGUCCAUUGAAAUGAUGGAAGAGACAAAGCUAGCCAAAGCACUUACCCUUUUCGCAAGAAAGGGAGAUGACCGUAUGAAAGCAAAGAUUAAGACAAUUGAAGAAAACGCCGCGAACGUGUCCAAGCAGAAGGUUAAAGCAAGCACACCUAUCUCCGAUCAAACAUCGGGAUCGAAGGAUGCCAUCCCAAAAUUAAAACCAGAACAGCUGAAGCGCAUAAAUGUGGAUGCUGCGUAUUCGACCAAACGUCGAGCGGAAGGAGAUGGAGGGCAACCUGCGAAGAGAAUAUUGUCAGGAUCCGGAAUGUCAACAGCCAGUGGAGCAGUCGCAAGUACUGCUAAAUCAGCACAGAAGCGUCAACUUUCUUCUGCUGCAACGGUCGAAAAAGCUACGAGUUAUGCAAUCAGUGCCACAAUGGGGAAGCCUAAGGUUGUAGCCAAAUCAUCGCCUACCUAUGUUCUCCAGUCAGCUUCCAAAAAGCCGAGUGUAUCCACAAUUGCGAAGAAAAGUCAACCAAUGAGUGUUACUUCUAAAAAGCCUACGACUACCGCGCCACAAAAGCCGGCUUUUUCAUUUUCUGAUACGAUGGCGAAUCUAUUGAAACCAAAGGAUUCAGAGCCAACUACCAAGCAAGAAGACAAACGACCUCCGGAGACAGCGGAGGAGAAAGCGAAGCGACUACGCAAGGAAGAGCGCCGCAAACUCAGAGUAACUUGGAAGCCGGACGCUGCGCUUUGCUCAAUCAAAUACUUCGAGCACGACCCAGACGAGGAUUUCGGUCACGAUGCAAGCAUGGUCCGCAAUGCUGGUAGUGUGCACGAAGAGGGACGCAUGUUCAAACAAAAACAUAAGGAGAUGAUGGACAAUGAUGAAGAGGAAGAAAUAGCCCCCGAGCAAAAUCAUCGCGAAUGGAAGAUUCCUUCUGCGAUUGACUUCGAUGUUUUUGAUCAAUCUAUCCGAAGCAGCAAUUUUAUCCCUUAUGGCGGCGGCACCAAGAUUCCAGUUAGUCCAGAUAAAGAAGCCCAAGAGCAGUACGAAGCCAACAAUUUGAUGGUGUAUUACCAUGAUCCAGCGGAUAUUCCGCCAACCCCUAGGGAACCGAACGAAUUUCCAAGCGAAGAUAGCAUACCUGUGGUCGAGUUUGGUGUUCCAUUAGAGUGGACGCUCCGCCGCGCAGUUGCCUUCCAACCUCAGCAAGCUCAGCCCCCGCUGAACAACGGCACUCUCACACAAGACCUCAGCGCCAUACUUGAUUCUCUUAAGAGCCACCAGAGCCAGUCCACUGCAUCGCAAUCAGCCACAACGGCGCCACUGGACCUCUCUUACCAACCACCAAUCCAGCCAGUAACACAGCUUACCGCUCAGGCACAGAAUAACUCGAAUCAUCUGUCGCAAUUGCUCAGUUCGUUCGCACCGCCAGUCGCUCAGGCAAACCCAGCUCCUGACAUACAUGCAUUUCUAGGGAAUCUGUUCGCCCAAGCCCAGCCACAGCCACAGCCAAGCCAGUCAACUUUCUCCUCUGCCUCUCAAGGACUCCCGUUUGCCAAUCCUUCACAUAAUGACCCUCAAGCAUUAUUGGCGUCCCUCAUGUCGCAGAUGCCAGCGAACAUACAGACUCAGCAGCAGCUGCCACAGUAUCAUGAUCAGCAAUACGAUGACUUCAAGAGAAAACGUAAUGACAACGGGGAUCGAAGAGAGCUAGGAAAGAAGCCUAAAUGGGACCCCGAAAACCCCCCCAAUAAGUUCACGAAGCCUUGCGACUUCUUCCUAAUCGGAAAGUGCAGAAAAGGAGACAAAUGUACCUACCGCCAUGAGAAGUGAACGUGCUGGUAGAGAUCAUUUUCGCAAUCACAUUCGCAAACGUUGGCGUUACUUGUCUUGACUCAUUAGCGGGUGUGAAUGCAUCUUUGUUUUUGAUAUUAUUCUGUAACACUAUCCUCUCGUUUCUAGAUAGAUACGGGCUUCAGGUGCCCUAUGUUGCCUUUCUUCAUCGUGCCGGGUUUGCGGGAGGCUCCUGUGCCUGCUAUCAAAACCCGUGCAUGGAAUAGAUCAUCUGCGAUAGAGCUUCUAAUUAAUAGGAAGAGAAAACACAAACAAGGCUCAGUAGCUAGGGCAACCAAUGUACGAUAUUGCAAAAAUAUCAGUUCGAUUCUCUGCAUCGAUCCUUUCCAAUUUUGACGUACCAGAUCCAAGUGCAACUUAAACAAUGAGUGGACUUGUUAAAUAUUAUAGGUCCACGCCACGGGUUGUUGCUGCUAUUGUGAUGACUAAGCUGGUACA
Messenger RNA from Pseudovirgaria hyperparasitica, 3927 nucleotides. RefSeq lists its product as uncharacterized. Gene Ontology annotation, molecular function: metal ion binding. The coding region runs from base 169 to 3468 and encodes 1099 amino acids. The record is from RefSeq and is a predicted model, not a curated record. The transcript has a single exon. NCBI's taxonomy places the organism in Eukaryota, Fungi, Ascomycota, Dothideomycetes, Acrospermales, Acrospermaceae.